Molecule: messenger RNA, 915 nt
Organism: Vitrella brassicaformis
Lineage: Eukaryota; Vitrellaceae
Source: the annotation of a GenBank genome assembly
UCAAGUUGCCUGUGGUGGUUGUCUGGGUGCUUGCAGGUCGAAGUGGUGGGCCGACACAUCGACAAUGGGAGUGCGACCAUACCUGCCCACGCGACACACAAGGGAGGCAUGAAGACAUCCAUCCAAUCAUCCCCACAAGAGCCUGUCUUCUCACUUGGUGAAUCGGUCGUUGAGUGUGUCGAAGUCGGCCAGCGUGGCAUCGGUGGUCGCCACUGUGCGGCCGUCCACAGUCACACUGAGCACCUCCGCCCCUCCCCUGCCGCCCCGGACGGCCGACGACUUGAUGAACAUGCCCAUCAUGGCAAUGAAGCUGUUGAAUGCCGAUUGGCUCUCGCUGUCCUCAGUAGGUUUGUCGAUGGCGAUGGGCGACUCGGCGAAGAAAAUGCCGUGGUAGAAGGGGAUGGGCUGCACCGCGUCGAAGAUCUUGAUCUCGUCGACCCACCCAUGCUUCAAACGGCAGAGCUUCUCACCCAACCUGACACGCAGACAACCAACACACACACACAGCCAGCAGUGAGUGAAUGAGUGAAUGAGUGAAUGAGUGUCAUUGGCUGCAUGCUCCCCUCGUCCCACCAGGAGAAGUAGAGUGGGUAUGCGUCGAUGAACAGAGUCCCGUCGGCAUCCUGGAGCAUCCACUCGUCGAACCGGUGGAGCAGCACCGCCACACACGUGCCCCGCAGCCCCUUGCGCAGCAGCACGCCACUCGGGAACGUCAUGGCAAAGCCGCCGACAUUGAUCUGCAUCACGCCGCCACUCAUGCUGCCUCUGUGCCCUUGCUGCUCGUCGAUGAUGACGCCUGCAUGUGACGGGAUGCCGAUCAGACAAGAAGAUAAAUCACGAGACGAUCUCGUGUGCUGGUGGAGCUGGGGACGCAAAGCACUCUCGCUCCACCCGGCGGAUGGACGACGGGCCGAC